AUCAUGGAGCCUUCACUUUAGUUCUGAACUAACCGGAGCACCGUAGGAACUCUCUUCAUAAUGUUCUUUAAAGCCAUAGGAUUGGUUUUGCUGCUGACUGGCCAAGCCUGGGGUCAGUCCAUCAGCUUUCCUGUAUACACCGUGGGAAGCAUAGUGUCGGCCCUAACAGGAGGCGGUGGUGGCGGUUUCGGUGGUGGCGCUUUCGGUGGUGGAGGAGGAGGUGGAGGAGGUGGCUCACGUCCUGGUUCCUCAAGCAACAGCAAUGCUCAAGCGGAGUACCAAGCUUACCUGAAUCAGUAUUACAGCAGCCAAUGGCAGCAGUACUACGAAGCUCAGGCGGCUUACAACGCGUAUUUGUAUAGCCUUUACUUAGCCAGCCUUAACAACAAUCAAGUGACUUCGACCACUGCCGCUCCCAUCACUACGUUGCCCACGCCUGCGACCUCCACGGCCAUUCCUACCUCUACGGGAACCCCAACCACAUCGACCGCCAUUCCUACUUCUACGGGAGCUCCAACGACAUCGACCGCCCUUCCUACAUCUACUGCUGCUCCAUCCACCUCCACAGCAGUGGGUACUCCUCCAGGAUCCGAUACCACCUCGACCGCCGUGUCCACCCAACCCACACCACCGGGACCUCUAUCCACUUCCACUGCUGUGCCACCCCCAGACACGGACACCACUUCAACGGCGGUGCAGACUAGGCGGAUUCAAACCACUCCUCUGCCCUUCCGCUAUGUGCACAGCCCUCUGGUCAAUCCCUACGAUCUGCACCACAUCAGUUCCAAUCCGAUCUACGUCCGUGGCUCCGCAGUGGCAUCAUCUGAGGCGCAGUCUGAGCCUAUAUAUAUUCCAUAUCCCAACAUUUACCGCAGGGCUCCUCCAUCUCCUUACUUCGACUACGAGGGAAAGAAAUAG
This is a messenger RNA of Drosophila erecta, 918 nucleotides long. RefSeq names its product hepatitis A virus cellular receptor 1. The transcript has a single exon. The record is from RefSeq and is a predicted model, not a curated record. Lineage: Eukaryota; Metazoa; Arthropoda; Insecta; Diptera; Drosophilidae. Bases 61 to 918 code for a protein of 285 amino acids.